UAAGAUUUCCGGAGCUGGAAAGUAUAUUUGCUCAUUUACCCUUUUACCAUUCAACACCCACAGAAAGGAAAAGAAAUAGCAGGUGAAAAAUGGAGAUGAGAGCAAAAGAAGCCAUUCCAAUAGGCCAAGACCUCACUCCUCCAAUCCCACCGCUUUCUCUUUGCCUCCACCAUUCUACACUCCUCUCUCACUGCUCUUCUUGCUUUUCUCCUCUCCCUCCUCCUCCUCCUUCCCUUCACUAUCCUCCCUUCUUCUCCCCUAAAAAUCCCAACCCAAAUCACUUCAUUCGCUACUGUUCCCUUCAAUGCUCUUCUCUCGACUCCCCUAUUCACUUCUCCUCUUCAGAAUUCCACUUCUUUCACCUCUUUCCUCAACCCCUUUACACCAAUUUCCCUACCUCCUCCGACCUUCGUCUCUCCCUCCGCCUCCUCCACCGCUUCCAAACACUGAAUCUCAUCCAAGAAUCAAAUGGGUCUUUAUUAAAUUUGGAAAGAAUCGGUGGGUUGGUGACGAAUUUCAGGAAAGUAAUGUUCUUGGAAGAACACUGCAAUGAUAAUGAUGAUGAUGAUCUUUCUGGAAGAAUUCGUCAUGGGGCAAAGGCUUUGGCUGCUUCAAGAAGAAUGCGUUUAGGUUUGGAUACCAACAGGGAGUUAUUGUAUGAAGAGUAUACUGUGGAAGCUGCCGUGCUCUGCUUAGUGCUGACUAAUGCAGUGGAAGUGCAUGAUAAGGAUGGGAGAAGUUUAGGGGUGGGUGUUUAUGAUGUACCGUUUUCAUGGGUCAAUCAUAGCUGCUCUCCUAAUGCUUCUUACAGGUUUUGUACAGCAUCAGAUUCUGGAGGAAUAUCGAAGUGUAGGAUAUGUCCAGCAGCUACAGAGACUGGUGCUGCUGGCAUUGAAAGUGAAUCAAUUAGUAGUAAUCCUGAACUUCAGAAAUCCAUGUCAGUGAUUGGUGGAAGUGAAACAUGUGGUCCGAAGAUUAUCCUUAGAAGUAUAAAGGGCAUCAACAAAAGUGAAGAAGUGUUGAUUACAUACACUGACUUGUUACAGCCUCAGGUAAUGAGGCAAUCAGAGUUGUGGUCGAAGUACAGGUUCAGUUGCUGCUGUAAACGAUGUAGAGCAAUGCCUACAACUUAUAUGGAUCAUUGUCUGCAGGAGAUCUUAAUUUUAAAUCUCGAUUGUUCAAAUAUGGCUUCUGGUGACAACUUUUAUGAGGACCAUGUAAUGGAGAAGCUGAUUGAUUGCUUGAAUGAUGCUAUAGAUGACUUCCUGUCAUUUAAUAACCCCAAGAAUUGUUGUGAAAAACUCGAGAUCCUGCUUACUCAAGAUCAUGUUAACAUUCUUCUAAAGCCUGACGGAGAAAAAUUACAUCAACUCUUCAGAUUACAUCCUCUUCACCAUGUCUCUUUGCAUGCCUACAUGACACUUGCGUCUGCAUAUAAAGUCUCUGUAGGUGAACUGCUGGCCCUAGACCCCGAAGGUGAUGAACAUCAAACCAAAGCUUUUAAUAUGAGUAGAAAGAGUGCAGCAUAUUCCUUGUUGCUUGCAGGUGCCACUCAGCAUUUAUUAGAAUCCGAGUCUUCUCUCAUUGUGCCUGUAUCAAAUUUUUGGAUGACUGCUGGUGAGACUUUACUAAGUUUUGUCAGACGUUCCGCAUGGAACUUAUUUUCAAGGGGAUGGCACAUUGAAGAUUUUUCAUUUUCGUCAUGUCAAAUUUGUGGCAAGUGCACAUUGCUUGAUAGGUUUAGAGAUAAAUUUACAGAUUUUCAUGAUGAAAAUGCAGAAUUCGCUGACGUAACUAACCAAUUUUUGAGUUGUGUUACCGAUAUAACACCAAAAAUCUGGGGUUUUCUCAUAGAGGAAGAUGGUUACUUGAAAGUAGUUGAGGAUCCCAUUAACUUUAGAUGGCUUGGUAGUAGGAUGGCAACUCAUGCUACAAGUCCUAAUGCAUCAGAGAAAACAGGUUCUGGAUUGGAAGCAGAAGAUAAUCACAAUGAGAUACGGGUAAAAUUGUUCCUGCUUGGUAUUCACUGCUUAAUCUAUGGAGCAUUUUUGUCAACUGUAUGUUUUGGUCCUAAUUCGCAACUGAUGUCUAAAGUUGAAAGUCUUUUAAGUGUCAAAGGUACUCUGAAUGGUUAAGCCAUUAUGGUUGCAUACAAAUCCCAAUUGUGUGUCUAAUAGUCUUUAAAGUUGUUGGCUACAUGAUAAAUAGAAUGAAAGCUAAACUCAUUUUCUGGGCAGUCCAUGUUACUUAGCUUUGCGUACUAGUACAUUUUGGACUGGAAUUAAUGCAAUGACACAAUUCAUUUUUGGCCAUUGAUUUAAGAUGCCAGGGGUUCAUUGUGUCAUUCAAAAGGUUAAGUGGAAUUUUUAAUCUUUAAUUAGAUGAGAAGAUUAGUCCCUGCUAGAUAAAUAAGUGAUGAGUGUGAUCACAAAUUUUAAUUCUAUUUUUAGUAGUGGUUUAGUGAAGAAAGCAAAUCCCCAAUGCUUAAGCAUGAAGCAAGUAAAGUCAAGAACUCACGUCUAUGUAGGGUAUGUUGGGUUAGGUCUAAGUAUUAAU
This is a messenger RNA of Solanum stenotomum, 2556 nucleotides long. RefSeq names its product protein SET DOMAIN GROUP 41-like. The transcript has 4 exons. Bases 90 to 2135 code for a protein of 681 amino acids. The record is from RefSeq and is a predicted model, not a curated record. Lineage: Eukaryota; Viridiplantae; Streptophyta; Magnoliopsida; Solanales; Solanaceae.